AUGGGGGCGGGGCGCCGCGCGCCUGCGCAGUUCUCAGCCGACGGGGGGCGUGGGGAGAAGGGAGCGCCGCCGCUGGCUGAUCGGUCCGAGCGGCAAGAUGCAGGACCCCAAUGCAGACACAGAGUGGAACGACAUCUUGCGAAAGAAGGGUAUCCUGCCUCCGAAGGAAAGUUUGAAAGAACUGGAAAAGAAAGAGGAUGAGGAAGAAGAACGGCGGAUUCUCCAGCAGUCAGUGGUGAAAACAUAUGAAGACAUGACUUUGGAAGAGCUAGAAGAAAAUGAGGAUGAGUUCAACGAGGAAGAUGAACAUGCUAUUGAAAUGUACAGGCAGCAAAGACUUGCCGAAUGGAAAGCAAGACAACUAAAGAACAAAUUUGGGGAAGUGUUGGAAAUCUCAGGAAAGGACUAUGUUCAAGAAGUGACCAAGGCUGGCAAGGGCUUAUGGGUUGUCCUGCACCUUUACAAACAAGGAAUUCCUCUCUGUUCCCUGAUAAACCAGCACUUUAGUGCACUUGCAAAGAAGUUUCCAGAUGUUAAAUUUGUUAAGGCCAUUUCUACAACUUGCAUACCCAACUAUCCAGAUAGGAACCUGCCCACGGUGUUUGUCUACCUUGAAGGGGAUAUCAAGGCCCAGUUUAUUGGGCCACUGGUGUUUGGUGGCAUGAAUCUGACAAAGGAUGAAUUAGAGUGGAAAAUAUCAGAAUCCGGGGCUAUCAAAACAGACUUGGAGGAAAACCCAAAGAAGCAAGUUGAGGACAAAUUGCUGUCAUCCAUCAGGUGUUCUAUCCCAACAAAGACAGACAGUGAUUCUGAAGAUGAUUAGUCCUUUUAGCAGUGCACAAACUAUGCUGAACUUUCUUGGCAAACUAUACGGUUUGGGAUCAAUCCUUUGAAAAAGGUUACUGUAAAAUAAGUGGAUAUGACCCAUUUGAGAGCUAUUGUAUCUGGGAGGGGAAAACUACUUUUCUCUCCCUUUUUAAUUCACGUUUGCCUUUUACAAUCCAGUGCACUUUUGAAAUGCCUCAAGCUGGCUAUUCUAUUACAAAUUUCGGAACAUUGUCACCAAGUGUAUGGUUUCCUUUGGUAAAUGACAAUCUCAUUUAUUUAAAGUGGAUUUGGGGGUUGUUUUUUUGACAAACGGUUGCAAUUUACCUUUAAAGUUUAAAAGCCAAUGGCAUAACACUGAAUCGGCAUUUUUCUCUGUGCAAAAUGUUUUUAAUGAAUUUUUAAAAAUUGUGAAUACAUUAUACAAUACAAUAAAACAUUUUGACCAUUAGACCUCA
Tachyglossus aculeatus (Australian echidna) is the source of this 1283-nucleotide messenger RNA. It is a transcript of the gene PDCL3, whose product is annotated as phosducin like 3. NCBI's taxonomy places the organism in Eukaryota, Metazoa, Chordata, Mammalia, Monotremata, Tachyglossidae. The record is from RefSeq and is a predicted model, not a curated record. The coding region runs from base 98 to 823 and encodes 241 amino acids. Gene Ontology annotation, cellular component: cytoplasm. Gene Ontology annotation, biological process: positive regulation of gene expression; protein folding; angiogenesis. The transcript has 6 exons.